Messenger RNA from Nicotiana attenuata, 639 nucleotides. RefSeq lists its product as uncharacterized. The transcript has 2 exons. Bases 6 to 386 code for a protein of 126 amino acids. The record is from RefSeq and is a predicted model, not a curated record. NCBI's taxonomy places the organism in Eukaryota, Viridiplantae, Streptophyta, Magnoliopsida, Solanales, Solanaceae.
CAUGGAUGGAAUCCACACCCCUUUUUGCUACUACUAAUUUAGUUGUUGAAAAGGUGGUACUUAUAGCUCUUUGUGGAAGCAGAGGAAUUGUGGAGGAAAUUGGAGGGGUGAAAAUAGCUCACAUGACAAAAAGGCAGAAAAUCUUAUUUAGCGAAAAGGUUUACCUUCCACUUGUCACUGGACAAAUUCAAUGUACUCUUAUCAGUUUGUAUACGGUCAAAAUCAGAGGCCUCCGAUUUACAGGAUCGAGGGUCCAUCAUAGGCCCGAGUUCAGGCAAGAUCGAGUUCGAGAUCGGUGGACCAGAGACAAGCUCGAAGACAGAGUGCAAUGCCCGGAGACAGGGUACGAGGAGGACCAGGCCCGAGUAUACUCGACCCCGAAAUAGUACCGUUAGGAAUUUGUAACGGCUUGAGUUAGAUCCCUGCCACAUCCUCAUAGUCGCGGCACAAAUCCCGGAACAAGAUUGUACGAUUCCGCACUAGACGGUUAGACAUCUAUAUCAAGAAUAUUCCCUACUGUAAAUAGAAAUAUUCCUUUUUUAGGGUUCCCCUAUUAUAUAAAGGGGACCCCAAUUAUUUGUAAGACGAUCUGAUGACUGAGCGAAGAAUAGACUCUCUACCUUUUUCGCCUACUGUUUA